This is a messenger RNA of Adineta ricciae, 1596 nucleotides long. The record is from the annotation of a GenBank genome assembly. NCBI's taxonomy places the organism in Eukaryota, Metazoa, Rotifera, Eurotatoria, Adinetida, Adinetidae.
AUGGAACGUUGGUCUUAUUUAUUGCUUUUACAACUGUUACUUCACAUAAAUAUAAGUUUUGCUGCUCCAGUAGACUCCGCAACGAAAGAUGAAGUGGAAACAACAGCACAAGCUCUUGAUUAUCUAACUCAAUAUGGUUAUAAUACAUGCACAAACACCUCAGCUAUGGCAUGUAGUGUCGGUGUAUCUUCUCUUCUUAAAGAAUUUCAGAAGUUUUAUGGACUUCGACAAACAGGUAUUCUAGAUGUAACCACAAAACAACUGAUGAGUAAACCACGCUGUGGUAAUCCAGAUGUACAACGGAUGUCACAGUCAAAUGCUUAUUUAAAAUGGUCAAAGAAUUCAUUAACAUGGAGUUUACGUGGUAAUCCAAAUGAAUUUUCAUUUGAACAAACAGAAUCAAUUAUGAAAUGGGCUUUUGAACAGUGGACAGAUCAUAUUCCAAUAAAAAUCAAACAAACUUGUUCAACAUGCAACGCCGAUAUUAUAAUCGAUUUCUUGUCCGGAAAUCACGGAGAUGGAUACUCGUUUGAUGGACCAGGAAAAACUUUGGCACAUGCAUUUUUUCCUGAGGAUGGUCGUAUACAUUUUGAUAAGGACGAAAAAUGGAAUGAUGGUUUUACAGAUGAUAUGUCUCUUUAUCUUGUGGCUGUGCAUGAAAUAGGACAUGCUAUUGGAUUUGAUCAUCAGUAUUCACCUCAAUCAAUCAUGUAUCCCACUAGUCAAGCGAUGUCAUCGAACGAUGUUCUUCCAUCUAUAGAUCGUGAUGUUGCUCAGAAUGUGUAUGGUUAUCAAUAUCCUUCAGUAUUAAAAGAAGGUCAACGUUUAAAUAUGACUCAACAAUUGAGAGCACCAGAUGGUAAUUAUUUUUUAGCAAUGCAAUCUGAUGGUAAUCUUGUUUUGUACAAACAUUCUUCAUUCGAUUCUCUACAAGCCAUUUGGGCAUCUGGAACAAAUGGACAUGGUGUUUCACCAUAUUAUGCUAUUCUUCAGUUUGAUGGAAAUUUUGUUGUUUAUGAUGGAAAUCAAGAUAAAAUAUGGGAAACUGGAACAAAAGAAACACAACUAUAUACGUUUCUGCAAAUGCAAGAUGAUGGCAAUCUGGUUCUUUACAAAGGUCAUACCACAAACGCACCUAUAUGGGCAACUGGUACACAUCGGAACUCCGAGGAUACAACCAGUACCACCUAUAUUAUAGCAAAGUUCCAUGAAGUCUUUCCUAACGAUACCAUUGUAGCGUACAAAUAUAAAAGUGGUAGUGCUGAAUGGUUCUAUGGGACAAAAUUGUUAGAUCUGCAGCUAAAAGAUGAUUAUUGGCUGAGAAUUAUUAAGUUUUCGACAUCAGUUGGAGAAAGUAUGACUACAGAUCACGUUCAAUUAAGAGCAACGCCUUACAUUCUCAAAACAAAGGCAGAAACAGAUGGUUCAAAACGACGUGAUAUUCUUCGCGAUGAACUAAAGACUGCGUUUCCAAAUCACUUCGUCAAUGUAUUCAUAUACAAUGAUAAUGAUUGGACUCGCAGUAGUCGCAAUGCAAAAGGCACGGCGUACUAUGAAAAGAAUUAUGGAACUGAAGUAGACAUUGUUUUAACUUAA